GAGAGUGGGCUGCCCUCCCGCCUGGACCUCAGCUUGGAGGAACGGCGCAGGGCACGGGCAACAGCGGCCGUGGGCAGGACGCCCCGCUGGACGCAAAGGAGCUCCAGAUGCUGGUCGCCCUGGCACGCCGCGCAGGUGACCAGGCUACCGCGGCCAGGUACCAAGGCCAGCUGGACUCCAUGGCGGCAGCCUCGAAGCCCCCGCCCAGGGCCCUGCAGGACCAGGUCAGCGACCUGCACCACCGCAUCAAGAAGCUCGACGGCAGGCUGGAGGCUGAGCUGGCGAAGCUUGCGAGGUGGCAGGACGGCAUCAGGGCGCAGGAGGUUCUCAUCCACGACUUAUCGAAGCAGUCCGAGGCCAUGGUCACGCCUGGGCCCACUUUGUCACUCCGCGACCUCGUGGACGGGCGGGUCUCCAACAUCGUCAUCGACGACGAAGGCCUCUUCUCUGUCGACGCUGAGGGCAUGGAGGCAUCGGAUCUUCAAGAGGUGGAGCGACGUCGGGCCGACUUCAAGGAGCAUAUCGGCAAGGCAGCCAAGGCCCUGUUCGCCGAAGCUAUGGAGCGUGCUGCAGUCGCCAAGGCCGAUCACGACGGGCACCUCAAGCGCAUGGCCACCAAGCGCAGGAAGGGGUGCGACGGGGCC
Molecule: messenger RNA, 644 nt
Organism: Prorocentrum cordatum
Lineage: Eukaryota; Dinophyceae; Prorocentrales; Prorocentraceae
Source: the annotation of a GenBank genome assembly